Molecule: messenger RNA, 1760 nt
Organism: Zingiber officinale
Lineage: Eukaryota; Viridiplantae; Streptophyta; Magnoliopsida; Zingiberales; Zingiberaceae
Product: vacuole membrane protein KMS1-like
Exons: 8
Coding region: 192-1481 (429 amino acids)
Cellular component (GO): endomembrane system; membrane; endoplasmic reticulum
Source: RefSeq, a predicted model, not a curated record
CUCGAGUCAAUUGCUGCUGGUGCGCGAUUAAUGCGCCAGGCAUUUGCUCCUUGCUUUGCCUUUGAGAUCUCUCUCUCUCUCUCUGAUCCAUGCGGCUCUAGAUUCCCGUCCACGGGCAAGGCUUGGUCUCCCCCGCAUCGUCUUUCUUUUCGUUCUCGCGAUCCAGAUUUGUUCCUUAGGGUUUGGGAGAGAUGGACUCCGGGGAGGUUGUGGCUCCUGGCUUCACCGAGGCUUUGCACCCGUCGAUCAAAGAACUCAAGAAGAAACAUCAAAGGGAUUUGCAGAACUUGACUUUGGCCACUCAACCUUUCAAGACUUUUUAUUUGUUUGUGUUUGCUACACUACAAUAUCUUAGGCAAUCACUUAUAUAUAUUUUAAGAAAGGGCCGUUGGAUCAUGGCUUUAACUGUUCUUUUUGCUGCUCUGGGUUUCUUUCUUAUGAAUGAUUAUGGCUCCAAUGAGAAGCAUAUUGUGGAAUUGCUUCAUUAUUCGAACUAUGUUCUGUGGUGGGUGGCACUAGGUGUGGCAUCAUCGAUUGGGCUUGGAUCUGGUUUGCACACAUUUGUGCUGUAUUUAGGUCCCCAUAUUGCUUUUUUCACUAUCAAGGCCAUGAAGUGCGGCCGAGUGGAUCUCAAAACUGCCUCAUAUGAUACCAUACAGUUAAAAAGAAGACCUUCAUGGCUUGAAAAAGGGUGUUCUGAGUUUGGACCACCAGUGUAUCAUGCCUUACCUGGCAGUUUAGUUAGGAUUCCUAUCUGCAGUAUUCUUCCUCAAGUUCAGCUGGAGGCGAUUCUUUGGGGUUUGGGUACUGCCCUUGGUGAGCUUCCACCUUAUUUCAUCUCAAGAGCAGCAAGCUUGUCUGGAAACAAAAUGGAGUUGGAGGAAUUGGAUGCAGUGUCAACGAAAGAAGACAGCUUGAUAUCUGCUUUUUUAAAGAAAAUUAAACGUUGGUUCUUUACUCACUCCCAGCAUCUUAACUUCCUAACAAUUUUGAUACUUGCUUCAGUUCCAAACCCACUUUUUGAUCUUGCUGGUAUUAUGUGUGGGCAAUUUGGGAUCCCAUUUUGGAAAUUCUUCCUAGCAACCUUGAUCGGAAAGGCAUUGAUAAAGACUCAUAUUCAGACAGUUUUCAUUAUUUCUCUGUGUAAUAAUCAACUCUUGGAAUGGUUGGAGAAUGAGUUAAUAUGGGCGCUAGGUCUGAUCCCUGGUCUAUCUUCUGUGCUGCCAAACAUUAUUGCUAAAUUACGAACGGUACAGGGCAAGUAUUUAUCCUCCCCGGUUCCAGAAUCGCCCCAACCAGACGGAACGGCGCAGCAGCAGUGGAACCUAUCGUUCACGAUGAUAUGGAAUACGGUGAUAUUGCUCGUGCUCGCUAACUUCUUUGUGAAAAUAGUGACUGCUACGGCAAAACGAUACCUAAAGGAGCAGCAAGAAUUGGAGUUGGCUAAUCAAGAAAAGAUGUUAAAUUCACUUGAGCAGUAGAUUCAACUAAUAUCUGCUACCGGAAGCUACAUUCGAUUCAUUCAGCAGGCACCCUCGGCUACAAUCCGUUAAAGCACAACUCUCCCAUGGCAAAAUCAAUGGCAGGUUCUAUUUGUUCACCUGCUCCGAAGGGAAUCAACUUAUGCAUUUAAUUUCAAACAUGAGAAAAUCUAGCAGUUAAAGUAAAUCCUCAUGUUUAACAAUCAUUUGUAGUUCAAGCAAUCACUUGUAAACCGUCUCUUUCUGGUUUAAAAAUGCUUCAAAGGUACCUUAAUUUUA